Messenger RNA from Rotaria socialis, 1023 nucleotides. The record is from the annotation of a GenBank genome assembly. NCBI's taxonomy places the organism in Eukaryota, Metazoa, Rotifera, Eurotatoria, Philodinida, Philodinidae.
AUGGCAUCAUCAUUAACAAAAACAGAUUCAAAUUUACUGAAAAAUCAUACUUCUGAUCCUGAUCGGAUUAGGGUUACGAAAACUAGUUUACGCUUUGCGGAAGAACAACGGCUUCUUAAUUCUAAGUCACACGCAUCGAAAACAUCUGCUAAAAAUCAAGUCUCUCAGAAGAGUUUGAACAAAUUCUGUAACCGAGUUCAUCAAAUGACCCCGGAAGAGCUUGAUGAACAACUAAAACGACGAAAAUUAUCCACAAGUGGCGAGCUUGAUAUUCUACGAUGUCGUUUGAAACAUCAUUAUAAAUUGGAAUUAACGUUCGGAUGCGAAAAUCCAUCAACAAUGAUUGAACAGCCGUUUCAAUAUAUUGCUGUUCUGGAUUUUGAAGCAACAUGCGAAGAAAAUCACGACGAUAAUUAUAAAAAUGAAAUAAUUGAAUUUCCCAUUGUAUUAAUUGAUGUAAAACAACAAAUUAUUAUCGAUAAAUUUCAAUCAUAUUGUCGACCAACAUUGAAACCAGUUUUAUCCACAUUUUGCACACAAUUAACAGGCAUUAAACAACAUCAAGUAGACAAUGCUCCGACAUUCGUUGAAGUUCUUCAUAAUGUUGAAAAAUGGUUAAAUGAACGAAAUCUUCUAUCAACAUCGAACGGACACAAAUUAGCAUUUUCUACUGAUGGUCCAUGGGAUUUUACAAAAUUCCUUCAAGUGCAAUGUCGUCUGAGUUCAAUAGUUUAUCCACAAUGGGCUGAAGAAUGGAUCGAUAUUCGAAAAGAAUUCUCUCGAUUCUAUUCCGUAAGACGAGGCGGUAUAGAAAAGAUGCUGCAUAGACUUGGUUUAACUUUUGAUGGUCGUCCUCAUUCUGGUAUAGAUGAUUCAAUUAAUAUUGCACGAAUAACUCUCGAAUUGUUGAAGGAUGGUUGCGUUUUAUCAUUCAACGAUGGUAUUCGUACCUCUGGUCCGAAAGCUACGACAAUGGCUGAUAAAAAAAAUGAAGAAGAGGAUUCGAUUAUGCUUAAAGAUUAG